CGCCUCAGUUUGGGACGACGGUUGAUAGCUGCUAGGAAAGCUAGCUCGCUCGUAGCACAGGGCACCAUGAGGCUUAAUCACGUGUUAAUGGUGUUUGCUUCGGUAGCGUUCGGUUGCGCUGCUGGAGAAUUGAUCUGCUCUGAAGCGUUAUUCGAUGGAUUGGGAGGUGUGCUGCCCAGUCCAGCGUCUUCGUCGGAGUAUUCGAGAUGUGUUCAAGGUGUAGUGAAUACCGUUUCCUGCCCGAGUGGUCAUUACUACGAUGCAGACGCGAAACAGUGUUUGUAUGGGCAAGCUGUACAGGAAACCCGCAUGCAAGUAGCAUUCCAGUUUGAGGAAUUGUGCACCAAUCCGAACGCAGUGGAAAUCUUCCCCAAUCCAACCAACUGCUCACAGUACAUCAUCUGCUAUGGAUUGGUGCCGAUCGAGCAAUACUGCUCGAAUGGACUUCUCUUCAACUCGCAGCUCAACACAUGUGACAUCCCGACGAAUGUGAUUUGUGCCUUCAGCUGUCCGGCAGUGGACGAUCCCAACAACCCCGUCUGGCUACCGGAUUCGAGAUUGGAGGACUGUGCCAGGCACAAUCUGUGUUUCCAAGGUUCACCGCUACCGUUCUACUGCUACAGCAAUCUCUACUUCGACAUGGUAUCGCGAACCUGCACGUACCCACAGUAUUCGAGCUGCCGCGUGCCCGGGGUGUACUGCAAUAGCACCAUGACUCAAAACAUUGGAAAUCCCAGAAGCUGCACAUCGUACUACGUAUGCGUGGAUGGCUUCCCUCACUUCCGAAACUGUGAAUUCGAGGAGUAUUUCUCUGAGCAGCUAGGUGUAUGCAUUCCUGGCUCUUGUGAGCCGGAUUCGACGACAACUGCUGCGUCCACCACAUUCGAGCCUUCCUCAACUACCGGAAUGACACCAUCGCUCACGUCUACCACGGAAUGGAGUACAGGAACUACAGACUUUACGUCCACUACCAUUCCCUUCACAACGGACCCCUCGUUUACCACGCAGGAACCUACGUCAACUCAAGUUUCCACUACACCCGGCGAGAGCACAACCAUGUCCGGUACUGAAACGACCCCAUUCGCUCCGACUACUACUUUUGAACCGUCGACUCCUAUCGAUUCUACCACCUCUUCGACAGUACCAGAAUCGACCACUUUUGAGCCAAGCGGUACACCUGAGUUUACGUCAAGCAGCGUUAUGACAACGUCCGACACUCCCAGCACUUCGACAAUCGUUCCUACGACGCUCGAAACAACUUCCGAAUCAAUAACCGAUUCCACCACUGGCGGGCUCAGUACAACAACUUCAACGCAGGAGUUUUCAACGACAACUACGGAUGCAACUACCAGUACUAUUGAUGAGUUCUCCACUACUACCGAGAUCAGUACACAAACUUUUUCGCAAGAAGUUUCGACGACUACUACACAGCUAACAACCAUUGAAGGGUUGUCGACCUUGACUGUGACUCAUACAACUACAGUCGAGUUGACAACAAUGUCUACCGAUCCUACAACUACAGAGCAGGCUACAACAACUACUGAGACAACUCCUACAACUACAGUCGAGGUGACAACAACAUCUACCGACUCUACAACAACCGAGACAACUCCUACAACUACAGUCGAGGUGACAACAACGUCUACCGACUCUACAACUACAGAGCAGGCUACAACUACUACCGAGACCACUCCUACAACUACAGUCGAGGUGACAACAACGUCUACCGACUCUACAACUACAGAGCAGGCUACAACUACUACCGAGACCACUCCUACAACUACAGUCGAGGUGACAACAACAUCUACCGACUCUACAACUACAGAGCAGGCUACAACAACAACCGAGACCACUCCUACAACUACAGUCGAGGUGACAACAACGUCUACCGACUCUACAACUACAGAGCAGGCUGCAACAACUACCGAGACUACUACGACGACGGAAACGACCACUACCACCACGACUGAGAUGGUAACGAUCGAUCCGAAUGAUGCGUGUGCCGGUCUUGGAAUUGUGAUUCUUCCCUACCCAACCAACUGCUACAUGUACAUCCUCUGUAUUAACGGCAUCGGCGCAGUGUCCACAUGCGCAGCAGGCCAAAUUUUCAACCCAGUCUCCAGUACCUGCGCGGCGGGCAAUCAGACCACAUGCACACUGGCUUAACACUCCGCCAACAGAAACCCCGUUCGCUACGAGUGCUUCCAAUAAAGUGUUCAUAUUCAAUCAGAGACAAGCAAAUUCCCAAUCGCCAA
Molecule: messenger RNA, 2255 nt
Organism: Anopheles stephensi (Asian malaria mosquito)
Lineage: Eukaryota; Metazoa; Arthropoda; Insecta; Diptera; Culicidae
Product: cell wall protein DAN4-like
Exons: 2
Coding region: 67-2166 (699 amino acids)
Cellular component (GO): extracellular region
Molecular function (GO): chitin binding
Source: RefSeq, a predicted model, not a curated record